Messenger RNA from Mesocricetus auratus (golden hamster), 839 nucleotides. Its product is annotated as keratin-associated protein 26-1. The coding region runs from base 11 to 643 and encodes 210 amino acids. The record is from RefSeq and is a predicted model, not a curated record. The transcript has a single exon. Lineage: Eukaryota; Metazoa; Chordata; Mammalia; Rodentia; Cricetidae. Gene Ontology annotation, molecular function: structural molecule activity. Gene Ontology annotation, cellular component: keratin filament.
AAAGCUCACCAUGGCUAGCCGUAACAACUACUCUGCAAACUGCAGCUCGGGAUCACGGAGAAAUUCCUGCCACGUCCCAGCCCACCCUUCCAUUGCCCUCUGUUCUACAAACAUGGGCUGUGGAGAGGUUUUCUGCAUACCCAGCAACUGUCAAGAUCCUACCUGGGUCAUGGACAACUGCCCGGAGACCUUUGGAGAACCUUCUGGUGGCCAGCCAGGCAGCCAUGAAGCCAGCAGCUAUGAGAACUCUUGCUGCUCAUCUGCAUACUAUGUGCCCAGACCCUGCCAGGGCUCUGGGUACAUUCCUGCUUCCUCCAUCAUCUCCGGUGUUUGCCUCCCCGCAUCCUGCAGGCCUGUGAGCUGUGUGUCUAGCAGCUACCGGCCAGUGAGCCCUUUCUUCAACAACUGCCAUCCUGUGGGCUGUGUGCCUGGUUGCUAUCGCCCGCUUCCCUGCGUAUCCAACAGCUGCAGACCCCUGGGCAUUGUCCCUUAUGGAUGCAGGCCUUCCGGUUGUACGUCUUACGGCCCUCAAGCCAUUCACAUUGUGUCAAACAGCUUCAGACCUCUGCAACCGGCCUCUGGAGGUUGCCAACCAGUGACCCGUGUGUUCGGCACUUGUCGUCCAUCUUGCUCUGCUCAGUGAGGGCAGUAGCCUCCUUGGGAACCACAAUGGUGUGGAUCCAGGAUUCAAAUCUGGACUCUUGUUUCUCUCUGAGUACUAAUUGCUUUUUCUUGUUUGCACUGUAUCUGAGUUAAUGCAAACUUCCUUUGACAUUGUGAAUUGCUUUUAUGUUUCCUUGGUGUAAAAUCUCUGCCCACACCGUGGUUAAUAUUUCUCA